Messenger RNA from Orbilia oligospora ATCC 24927, 1044 nucleotides. RefSeq lists its product as uncharacterized. The coding region runs from base 1 to 1044 and encodes 347 amino acids. Lineage: Eukaryota; Fungi; Ascomycota; Orbiliomycetes; Orbiliales; Orbiliaceae. The transcript is spliced from 2 exons. The record is from RefSeq and is a predicted model, not a curated record.
AUGUCCAAACCGAACGAUCUAGAAAAGGGUAACACCCUUCCCGAUCUUUCAGACGUCUACGGCGGCGUUGAAGAUACAAAACCAGUUGUGGGCGGUGUAUCCGAAGAACAGCACGAUGCGAUCGCUUCAAGUAGUCCUAAGGCCUCUGGUGGAAGUGGAGGUGGUUCAGGAUCCUGGUUCACCAAGAAGCGAAUAAUAAUAAUCGCUGUAAUCGCUGUGAUUGUUGUCGCUGGAGCGGUGGGCGGUGGUGUAGGCGGCGCAUUGGGCAGUAAAAAGUCGUCCAAUGGAGACGGUAAUUCUCCUGGUUCGAAUUCCUCGGGGUCCGGUACUGGUGCUGGCGGUGAUCAGACGACUAGUGGACCCGCUCCCACGCCUACUACCGGUACUGUACCUCAGGAUUCGGGAAACAGUGGUUCGCCAGUAACAAUUAUUCCAAAUGCCGGCGCGACAGGAAUAGUCCUCCCAACAGGCGUUACAGCCGUCGCAUUCUCCGGCGUACCGAAACCAGCGGCCACAGGCACACCACUGGAAAUCAACCUAGGUUUUCCCGGAUUAACCCCAGGAUUUGGAAUUAGUGCUGGAAGUUUAGUCGAGAACGGAGAGUUUAAGCAGAAUUUAACGGGAUGGGAAAAUACAGACGGAUGCUGGAACGUGAAUGCUUGGGACGAUAAGGGAUAUCUUUCGGCGUGGAAUGGGGAACAUUCUUCGGCCAAAGCGUGCGAAUUAUCGCAGACGAUGGGGAGGAGGGAUAAACAGGGGAAGGAUACUGAUUAUGUUGUCAGCUUUCUGUAUAGAAAUGCGCUCGCGAACUCUUCUGAUAAUGCAUGGUUUUGGGCAUACAUUGGCGACGAGGAUAGGAUGAUGCGGGUCCUGGCGACAAGAGAAGGGAAACCGACGUCCGAAGAUGAAUGGAGCAAAGCGGCGUAUAAAUAUACCGUCGGCGCCAAUAAGAAGGCCAAGAUAGUCUUUAGAGCGUUCAAUGAUAUGGAAUAUUGGGAGGUAUCGGAAGUCGCAGUCACGCCGCUGGAAUUGCUUACAACAUGA